GGAGCGCCGCCCCUUCCUGCUGGCGCCAUGGCCCUGCAGGGGGCGCUGCGCCGCGCGGCCGCGGCCUGGGGGGGGCGUUCUAGAAUGGGGAACAGCCAGCCCGCUUCUGUGGGAUUGUCUAAUGAUGCUGCUGUGAAUCAAAUACAGGACAUUAUUUCACACAACUGUGUGGUGAUUUUCUCUAAAACAACAUGCCCAUACUGCAAAAUGGCAAAAAACCUGUUUGAGGGUUUGAAUGUGAAUUACACAGCUGUGGAACUGGACGUGAAUACAAAUGGAAGGCAGUUCCAAGACAUUCUGGAACAGAUGACUGGUGGCAGAACAGUCCCAAGAGUGUUUAUCAAUGGGACUUGUGUUGGAGGUGCAACAGAUGCUCAAAAGCUUCAUGAGGAAGGCAAACUGCUUCCUUUAGUUCAUCAGUGCCAAAUGAAAGCAAAUUACUGAGCAACCAUCUCUAGCUUAGCUUCGUCUUCCUUUGUAUGAACAGAAUUUCAGAUGAAUUCAGAAGAUCACAGACACAUGCACUCGACAACCUCAAGCCAUGGCUUUCUGAAUCACAGAUCACUGACAGACUUUAUGGACUUGGCAAAUUACUUGGUGUCCUUGCCUCAGCUUUCCCACAACCCAGAUGGUCAUUAGCAACCAUUAUGUAACUCUUGGGGCUCCUAGUGAGACAGUGAUGUCAUUUCAUGGCGAUUCCAUCCUGCUCCAGGAAGUCCAGACUCUGCAAAAAGAAUCCUGUGGGCUUUGCUUUCUAGCUUUGUCUCAAUAAAUUGUCAGUUUAAUUUAAUGGUUUCUUUAAAUAAAAUUCUUCUCUGUCAAACUGA
Messenger RNA from Corvus hawaiiensis (hawaiian crow), 827 nucleotides. It is a transcript of the gene GLRX2, whose product is annotated as glutaredoxin 2. The record is from RefSeq and is a predicted model, not a curated record. The transcript is spliced from 4 exons. The coding region runs from base 28 to 444 and encodes 138 amino acids. NCBI's taxonomy places the organism in Eukaryota, Metazoa, Chordata, Aves, Passeriformes, Corvidae.